Molecule: messenger RNA, 2527 nt
Organism: Apis florea (little honeybee)
Lineage: Eukaryota; Metazoa; Arthropoda; Insecta; Hymenoptera; Apidae
Gene: Tg
Product: transglutaminase
Biological process (GO): peptide cross-linking
Molecular function (GO): protein-glutamine gamma-glutamyltransferase activity
Source: RefSeq, a predicted model, not a curated record
GAUAAAUUAAAACGAAGUGACGUGUAAAACGUGACGGAAUCGAAAUAGAAUCGUCAUAAAAUAUCGUGGAAAGUAUGGAAGAUAUAAACUUUUGAAUUCAUUACUGUAAAAGAUUGGAGGGGAAAAAAAAGGAAAAAAAAAAAGGGCAAAUUUUGUUCGUGUUUCUCAAGAUUCAGAGCAAUCUUUAGACCCGAAACUGUUACAGACAAUCCUCUCAACCCAUUAUGUACAAAACCGGAAUGUCUUUCACGGCCACCUGCUGCAUCUAAUUCUGGGGAGGACCUGAGCGUGCCUGUGCUCACGAUCCUGGACGUGGACCCGUGCAUCGGCGAGAACGGGGCGAACCACCGGACGUCGAGGUACGAGGCGAUGAGCCGGGCUGGGGACGGCUCGAGGCUGGUCGUGAGACGCGGCCAACCCUUCUACCUGCACCUCGCCUUGUCCAGGGACUACGACCCGGCCGUCGACGCCGUGUCCAUAGUGUUCACCGUGGACGGGGUCGACAGGCCCCAAUACGGCCACGGCACCCUCGUAGCCACCCCCGUCCUCUACCCCGGCGAACGGUCCCCCGCAACCUGGCAGGCGACCAUCGACUCCCUUCACUCCGAUUUCGCUCGACUCAAGAUCGUCCCCGCCCCGGACGCGAUAAUAGGCAAGUGGAGGAUGGACAUCGACACGAAGAACAAGAACUCGCAAGGGGCGAUCAGUUACACGAUGAAGCACCCGUUCUACCUCCUCUUCAAUCCUUGGUGCCGAGAGGACGCGGUUUACAUGGAGGACGAGGAGGAGCGGCAGGAGUACGUGAUGGCGGAGGACGGGCUGAUAUGGCGCGGCAGCCACAACCGCCUCAGGCCAACCGUGUGGAAGUACUCGCAGUUCGAGCGCGACAUACUGGAUUGCGCGUUGCACCUGAUGAUCCAGGUCGGGAAGGUUCGAGUUUCGGCGAGGCGCGACCCAGUCGUCGUGUGCCGCGUCCUGUCCGCAGCCGUGAACUCGGCGGACGACAACGGGGCGGUGAUGGGGAAUUGGUCGGACGAUUUCGGGGGUGACGCCGCCACCAAGUGGCUGGGCUCGCAGAAGAUACUGCAGCAGUACUACAGGACGAGGAAACCGGUCAAGUACGGGCAGUGCUGGGUGUUCUCGGGCGUGUUGGCCACCAUUUGCCGUGCCCUCGGCCUCCCGUGCCGCGUCGUGACCAAUUACGCGAGCGCCCACGACACGCAGAGCAGCCUCACCGUCGACUACUUCGUGGACGCCGAGGGGAGGGCGAUGGAGGAGUUGAACAGCGACUCGAUAUGGAAUUUCCACGUGUGGAACGAGGUGUGGAUGAGACGGGACGACAUAUCGGCCGAGUAUUCAGGAUGGCAGGCGAUCGACGCCACCCCUCAGGAGUUGAGCGAGGACGCGUACAGGUGCGGGCCCGCGUCCGUGGUAGGCGUGAAAAGAGGCGAGGUAUUGCGCCCGUACGACAACGCUUUCCUCUUCGCCGAGGUGAACGCGGACAAGGUGUUUUGGCGAUACAACGGGCCCACCCAGCCGUUGAAGCUCAUCCGGAAGGACUCGUACGGGAUCGGCCAACUGAUCAGCACGAAGGCGGUGGGCAGAUGGGCGAGAGAGGACAUCACUCACACCUACAAGUAUCCGGAAAAAUCGGAAGAGGAGCGGGCCGCCAUGUUGAAGGCGUUGCGCCAGAGCCAAUCCUUGUUCAGCCGUUACUAUCUCAACGAGGAAUUCAACGACGUCACGUUCGACUUUGAGCUUAGGGACGAUAUCGUGAUAGGACAACCGUUCAGCGUGGUGCUGUGGAUCAGGAACAAGAGCGAUCGGAAAGAGUAUCGGGUGUCGGUGAUUCUGAGAGUGGAGACGGUGCUGUACACGGGGAGGGUCGGCGAGCCGGUGAAAAGAUGGAGUGUGGAUCGAGUGGUGAGGGCGGGGGCGGUGGAGGAGGUGCGCAUGGAGGUGUCCUGGCAGGAAUACGGGCCCCGGUUAUUGGAUCAAUGCGCGUUCAACGUUGCCUGCCUCGCCACCGUCAAGGACACCAAUUUCGAAUAUUUUGCCCAGGACGAUUUCCGCGUGAGGAAGCCCGACAUCGCGAUCACGUUGGAGAACGAGGCGAUAGCGGGGGACGAGUUGAAGGCGACGGCCAAAUUCCAGAAUCCGUUGCCGAUCCCGUUGAACAAGGGCCGUUUCCUGAUCGAGGGUCCUGGCCUGGACGAGCAGUUGAAAGUGAAAUUGUCGGAAACGGUGCAGACGGGAGCUUACGCCCAGUGUUCAUUCUCCAUGGUGCCGAGACACGAGGGACGCGGCACGAUAGCGGCGAAAUUUUACUCGAAGGAGCUCGAGGAUGUGGACGGUUUCGUCAAUUUUAUGGUGAAAUCGAGAAGAUUGGUCGCGAACGGCGAUUAAGCUCGUAUAUACCUUCGUACUACGAGCCUUUCCCUCACUUCUUUUUCUUCUUUCGUAACAUGUCUAAUGUCGUUUGUUACGUUCUUUUGUUGCGACGAAUAAUAAAAGUUUUGAAAGUUUG